AUGAUUCGUAAACAAGCACGACAGCGGAGAGACUAUCUCUACAGGAGGGCUCUCCUCCUUCGAGAUGCGGAAGUCAGUGAAAAGCGAGCCAAGUUAAGGGCAUCGUUGGCAUCUGGAAAGCCCCUCGACCCCUCCAUUGUCAACGACAAAAGCCUCCGAAAAGAUUACCAAUUCGACGAAUCAACCCCUCACUUGAGCACGAAUGAACUACUAGACUUGGACGACGAAUACGCCCAACUCUCGGGGAUCGUUGACCCUCGUGUCCUUGUUACAACAUCACGAGACCCUUCCGCUAGACUCUCGGCGUUCGCAAAGGAAAUAAGAUUGCUGCUUCCUACCUCUGUUCGAUUGAAUCGCGGAAACCUCAUUCUUCCUGAUCUUGUCAAAUCUGCCCAAUCCGCGGGUUUGUCAGAUAUUCUUCUUCUCCACGAACACCGUGGCACACCAACCGCCAUUACGCUUUCACAUUUUCCUCAUGGACCUACAGCGUCGUUCUCGUUGCACAAUGUGGUACUGCGGCAUGAUAUUCCUGGUAGCGUACGAGGCACAGUAAGCGAAUCAUACCCGCAUCUCAUCUUUGACGGAUUUACGUCUCCCUUGGGUAAACGCAUUGUCAAGGUCCUGAAGCACCUCUUCCCCCCCAGGGAGGCAAUCACGGGCAAAAACAAGAUGGGCAACCGUGUUGUGACAUUCAAGAACAUUGAAGACAGUAUUGAGGUCCGUCAUCAUGUCUUUGUUAGAACUGGCUACGACAGCGUUGAGCUCGCUGAAGUUGGUCCUCGAAUGACGAUGCGCCCCUUUGAGAUUCGCGGAGGCACGCUGGAGAACAAGGAUGGCGACGUUGAGUGGCACUUGUCGCAGUACACGAGAACGGCAAAGAAGAAGAACUAUCUUUGA
Metarhizium album ARSEF 1941 is the source of this 897-nucleotide messenger RNA. Its product is annotated as U3 small nucleolar ribonucleoprotein IMP4. Gene Ontology annotation, molecular function: snoRNA binding; rRNA primary transcript binding. The transcript has 2 exons. Gene Ontology annotation, biological process: rRNA processing. Lineage: Eukaryota; Fungi; Ascomycota; Sordariomycetes; Hypocreales; Clavicipitaceae. Gene Ontology annotation, cellular component: nucleolus; small-subunit processome; Mpp10 complex. The record is from RefSeq and is a predicted model, not a curated record. Bases 1 to 897 code for a protein of 298 amino acids.